ACAAAAUUGAUGAAUUAACGUCCUAAGCCGAAACGAGGACGUUUCUUUUUUUAACAAGGGGGGUAGUUAAUGCAACCCAAACCCACUAAAAUAAACCCCUAUCCCAUUCAUCUCUAGUAGACACAUAUGUGAUGUAAGUCGACACCACAUUCAUCCAUAAGAUCAAGCCAACCGCCUAUCAAAACAAAUAGAAUUAACGUAAACAAAGAAUAUUAAAAUCAACAAUAGCCAAUUUGCAAAGUCAUCAUAAAAUCUAUUGGAAUACAAUUACAAGAUGAACUUAAUCACGCAACAAGAAAUGCCACAGCCAUCCUUUUGGCACGAUCAGCAUUAUAAUACUAUAAGAACUAAAAUUAAGAGAUAAAUAGGGCAGUUAUGAGUUAUAAGUUAUAAGCGAGAGUUAUGAGUUACUUUAAAAAAACCAAUAAAGAAAAUAAAAAAUUAAUUUGUACUUAUAUUUGAAUAUUUUUCGAAGUAAGAAUUUUUGUUUAUUGGAACUUUUUGUAUGUUUAUGUUUCAAUUAAAAAUAAAUUUAGCACCGUUUAUGUAUGAGGUAAUUUCGCUUUUAUUUUUUUUAUUUUUUUUAUUUUUUUUGAUAAAAUACAUAUUUAAAAUUUAAUAGUUUAGUAUUACUCAACGUAGGGUAUAUAGAAAGUGUUAUUCUAUGCCGUACGUAAGCAUAAGUUGCGCUACUAUAUUUUGCUAUAGAAGGAGAGCGCGAAACGGAAUUGGUAACCUGCAGGUAUUUUUUUUUUGUUUUAUGCUCCUAUGUAUUUAUUUUGAGGUUUGUAAAUUGGUUUUGGUAUGAAUAUUAUUGUUGUAAAACGACAUGCGUGAUUAAUUUAUUUCAUCUCUUUUCGUGUUAUGUUUUUUCUAUUUGCUUAGAUUUCCUUUUAAGACUCACUCCUGCCUGCUUAAUUAAGCACAAGGGGUAUGGUCAAAAAGUAUUACAAAUAAAUACUUGAAUCUGUAUUAAUCUUUAUGUAUUUUAAAUAUGUAAAUGUGUUUUAAAACACAUAGGUAAAUACAGAAGGCAAAAAUCGCAAAAUAAAGCCGUAACUUAAAACAGUUUGAAUAUUAAUUUUUGUUUAAGCCGUUUUGUUUUUUCUUUUUUAAUUAAUUAUCACAGUUUUUGUGCUAAAAAACUGCAAACUUUAACAUACAAGUACAUAAAUGCAUUAUGAAAUAAAUGAAAACCAAACGAUACAACUCACUUUAUCCUUCAUGAAGAGUUUUUGAGGGGAUAAUAUACUAAUGUGCGAGUGUUUCUGCGGGUAUUCGGGCCUUUGACGCUAAUUUCUUAUCCUUCGCUUCCAGUUGACUGUCCCUGGUUUUAGUGUGUUUAUUUUUUACUUAUUCUAGAUUGGCUUAAUUUCGCGCCCGUUUAAUUUGUUGUUAUUUCUGUUUUAUGUUUGGUUUUCACGCCCGGUUGAUGGUUUCGAUUUUUUUAACCGUUUGUAUUUUCUGUUUUUGGCACGAAAUUUAAAUAUUUUCCUUGCAAAAUAUGUUUUUAUUUUUCUGCACUCUUUAUUAUAUGUAUGUGUUUUAUAUGUACAUAUGUUGUAUGUGUAUGCACAUAUUUUGACUACACUUUAAUUAAUAUCAGCACAAUAGGUUCUUUUGGUUAGAUUAUUUUUUGUUUCUUUUUUUCUAUUCGGAUGCGGAGCUGCCGCUGCAUCCUGUGUCAAAGGGACGUAAGAGCCAGCAAACAGCCGACGCACCAAGUAACGAGUGCGAAUUACUGAAAGCAAUGCAAAAAAAAGCAAACUACAACAAAGCAAGUGCACUUUCAGUUUUGGCUCUCCCUUUUCACUUCAUAUUAUAUUGAUUUAUUAUAUUGUAUUGUAUUUGGCUUACAUACAUAUAUAUCUAUAUUAAUACAUAAUUCUACAUAUACGUAUGUACGAAUUCAAAGUGAAUAAGGGAUUUGGGAUUUUGCGGUAGUUCUUUAUUUUGAAAUAAAGGUUCAUUGGUCGCCGAGGAAUGCCCCAGAAGAUGUUCAGCGACAACGCAACCAACUUCGUCGGCGCCGAUCGCAAGCUGCGCGAGCUGAAAGAGGCGUUUCUGGCCCAGGCAACGGAACUGAAGGGAUUCGCCGCCGACGAAGGAUUCAGCUUCACCUUUAUACCACCGCGGGCGCCACACUUCGGCGGAUUAUGGGAGGCCGCGGUGAAGUCCGCCAAACAUCUUAUCGUUCGCACAAUCGACAACGUGCUCCUCACAGCAGAGGAGCUAUCAACACUGUUGGCCGAAGCGGAAGCAAUCCUCAAUUCUUGGCCCCUAACACCUCUGAACCAGGACCCCAACGACGGCGAAGCGUUAACUCCAGCGCAUCUCUUAAUAGGGUGCUCCCUGCGAUCACUUCCACCAGCGCAGGUAGCAAUGGACCCAAUUCAUUGCUGCGAGAGAUGGCAACUUGUUUGCUGUCUCAAGCAACAGUUUUGGCGACAGUGGUCCAAAACAUACCUGACGGGACUUCAGGAACGCAACAACACGCUGCACCCCAUUCGCAAUCUGCAGCUCAACGACCUCGUCCUCGUCCACGAGGACAACGUGCCCCCACAGCAGUGGGUACUCGGACGCGUCGUCGCAACCGUCGAAGGGCAAGACGGCAAGGUGCGAGUCGCAGACGUGGCGAAUAAGGCGGCCACAAUUAAGCGCCCCAUACAUAAACUGGCAUUACUGCCCAUGAAUAUUGAAGGAUCCAGAUCCUGUCAAGGCGGCCGGUGUUGCGCCAGGCGACAUCUUUGUAAAUCUAAGACUAAAUUUAAGAAAAAUUAAUUAUAAAAAUUAUAAAAUAUUGAAUUAUAUUAUUAUUGUAUACUUACCUUAAUAAUACAUUUGUAAUACUAAAACAUUACUCACCUUACUUACCUCCACGUAAUAUUUUACAAUAUUUAACGAAAGUUGAAAAUUACUAUACUUACUCCUUUUUUUAUGCAUAUGAACAUUACCACUAGUUUAAGCCGUUAGUUUUAAGAUUUAUGCUAAACAACUAAAUGAAAUUAAAUAAAUGCGCUAUUGUAAUUGAGCCGUGGAAACGACCGGACGCGUCUUAAUUUUUUAUCGCAAUUUUCGUGACAGGCAAUUAGGCUUAUUGAUUUUAUUCGUGCAUUCCCAAGUUUUAUUAUCGCUUCUCAAAAACGCUUGAGAUUUUUCACAG
This is a messenger RNA of Bactrocera dorsalis (oriental fruit fly), 3163 nucleotides long. RefSeq lists its product as uncharacterized. The coding region runs from base 1984 to 2781 and encodes 265 amino acids. The record is from RefSeq and is a predicted model, not a curated record. Gene Ontology annotation, molecular function: nucleic acid binding. Gene Ontology annotation, biological process: DNA integration. NCBI's taxonomy places the organism in Eukaryota, Metazoa, Arthropoda, Insecta, Diptera, Tephritidae. The transcript has 2 exons.